GUCGAUAAGCAGUGUUGUACGGUCCUUCGUGGAAGAGAGUCGUUCUCUCCCACAGGGUUAGUUGUUCGCGGAGCGCGGCAAGCAGCACCCGCGGGUGAUCCUCUUCGUCCUCACGAGAGUUGCUGACUAACUUCCAGGAGCAUGGAGCGUUUCCGCUCUAUAGACUGGGCGGCGGUGCGUCGUGAUACUCACGUCAUCUUCACUAAACUCAUACGAACUCGCGAUCCACGCGACAUUCAAGGCCCCGAUGUGACCAUUUCAACGCGAACUCGUCUCUCGCGAUGCCUUUCAACAAUGGAUCUCAUUUCGCUCGGAGUGGGGUCCUGUGUGGGCACCGGGAUGUAUUUGGUGACUGGAAUGGUCGCACGCAACCUCGCCGGCCCUGGAGCAGCAUUGAGCUUCAUCAUUGCUGCUAUUGCGAGCAUCUUCUCCGGGGCUUGCUAUGCGGAGUUUGGCGUAAGAGUGCCAAAUACAACCGGAUCGGCUUACACUUACUCCUACGUUACUGUCGGCGAAUUCAUUGCUUUUGUCAUCGGCUGGAAUAUGAUUUUGGAGUACAUGAUCGGAACGUGUGCUUGCGCUCGUGCACUUAGUGCUUGUUUGGACUCUUUGCUCGAUGGCGCUAUUAGCAAUUACGUAGCUUCCAAAACGGGCACCAUCUUUGGAAAACCACCGGAUGUCGUUGCGUUCUUAAUUACCAUCAUGAUGACUUUUGUGCUGGUCACCGGAUUGAAGAAAUCUCUCUUCUUCAACAACCUCAUGAAUGCGAUGAAUCUGUUGGCGUGGGUGUUCAUGGUUGGAGCCUCGUUCUUUUAUGUGGAUUCAGAUAAUUGGACUAAUCACAAGGGAUUCUUGCCAUUUGGAUGGAGUGGGGUUUUCAACGGGGCAGCGACUUGCUUUUACGCAUUCAUUGGAUUUGACAUAAUCGCUACAACUGGAGAAGAGGCCACUAAUCCCAAACGUUCCAUCCCGUUAGCGAUUGUUCUGAGUUUGGUGAUCAUCCUCAUCGCAUACGUCAGCACGUCUCUGAUCCUCACUCUGAUUGUGCCCUACGAUGAAGUGGACACCAAUUCGCCUCUCCUGCAAAUGUUCUCACACGUGAACGCACCGGCAUGCAAAUACAUCGUCGCAAUGGGAGCACUGGCCGGCCUGUCUGUCUCCAUGUUCGGAUCUAUGUUUCCUCUACCACGGGUCGUCUACGCCAUGGCACUAGAUGGACUGCUAUUUGCACCCUUUGCUUCUGUAUCGGAGACCUCUGGAACCCCGGCCUUCGCAACCGUAUGCGGCGGCGUUUUAGCUGCGUUCAUCGCUCUUGUGGUACAACUGGAGGUUUUGGUGGAAAUGAUGAGCAUUGGCACCCUGUUGGCUUACACCCUGGUUUCGACUUGUGUGCUGAUUUUGCGCUACCAACCGCAUUCGACCACUAUUGUUGAACUUCUGCCCCAACACCUCCGCACGCCCGUGGACCCCGAAGGCACAGCUAGCGGCCAACGAGAUUCGACCAUCACUGGACUCGGCACCGCUCAUGUGAUGCCAUCUAGCCAACGUGUGAUGAUCCGUCGCGUCACCCGCAGCUCUCCCGACUCUGAUGACACCCUUCCCGGUGAUGACAGCGAAGACUAUGGACGUGAUGACACCUAUUUGGUCAGCGCCAAUACGGAAAACGAAUUUUACGGAGCCGUGCCAACUGGUUGCAGCGUGAGUCCUUCCCGAUGUGCUCGUUUCUUCGACUCCAUCUACCGUCGACUCAACGCUCUCUCCUACCUGUGCCCUGGACUGUUUCCGUGGGUGGACCUUGGCCCUGCAACUGAGGCGUCCGGCGUGUUCGUCAUCAAGGCUGUUGGUAUCUUCUAUGUAUUGGUGUUCUUCUUUGACGUGUUGGCUGCCUACGGAACCCCUAGCGAAUCAAGUUUCACGGCUGGACUCAUGAUCAUACUGUUGUUGGGCAUCUUCAUCACCCUUCUGGCCAUCUCGCGGAAACCACAGAACCGAGCUCACCUGAUUUACGCUACGCCUUGCCUGCCCUUCGUACCCGGAGUCGCUAUUCUCGCUAACAUCUACCUGAUUCUGAACCUGUCGAUUAUGACUCUAUUGCGUUUUACCGUGUGGAUGAUAUUUGGACUGUUCCUGUAUUUCAAGUACGGUAUAAAGAAUUCGACUUUGGAAAAGAACGCAACGGCAGAGCGCGCGCCUACUCCCCCGCCACCCAACCCUUUGAAUCGCACCACUAUUCCUCCACCGUCUCAGCCCAUGAAUAUCGGAGACCGCAAUAUUUUCGAAGGCGAUGGCAAUGGACUUUACGGCAACAGUGACCUGUUUAAGGACACCGUGCUAACAUGGCAUGAGACUAAUUUGGAACCAGUGCAAUCCUCCUCCAGCCGCAGCGCUGGAGUCAUGCAAAUGGAAACCAGAUACGACGAGCGUACCAGCAGCGUUUCGUACCACACAUACCCGCGACCGCCCUGGGCUGAUCCGGACGUCACCUAUGACAACUGGGACUAAGACUCUCCGACGCGCCACGACAACCUCGGACUUAUGUUUUGUUUGGUAGUUACUUAAUUUACUAUCAAAAGAAUAUACGCACACAGAUAAGUUAGUAAUUAUUGAGUUUUGUUAUUUUAUAAAAAAACGAUUGUUAACUUUUAUAAUUUUAGUGUCCACAGUUAAGAUUAGGUGGAACGGAAUAAUAAUAAUUUACCUGAAUGAAAGUUUUGUAUUAGCAAAUUUUGAUGGCAUAAAAUUAAAAUAUUUUUUAUUUUAAGAUUUAUUUUAUGAUGAGAUUUGAUAUGUAAGCGAUAUGUUUGUCUCGAAACACGUUCCGUCUAUCUUAUCAUUUGCCAUUAUUUUUUUUUUACUUAUGUAUUUCUCAUUAAUAUAACUAAGUAAGCAAAGCGAUACGGUAAUCGACGACUUGAUCUUAUAUUUAUAUAAAGGGUGCGAGAGGAUAUCUGAAUUAUCAUAUGUAAAAAAAGAUAUUCUUUCGCAAUAUAAUUACUACUCAUUUCAUUACUUUACUUUGAUAACUAUAAAAUUAUUAAAUAUGAGCUUACUAAUUAUUUUCAAAAAUGUUCAGAUUGGCACAUUGCAUAUAAAUCUCACAUCAAAUUUUGUAUGACUGGUUUCCUUAUUAGACAUUGAAAUAGUAACGUAACUGCACCUUCAAUAAGUCUUCUCGAUCUCUUGUCGACUCUGCUAGAUUUCAUGACAGCUCUUGUCGGUUUCUUGCAAACUCUUCUCUGAUUUUUGCCGUCGUAGUUAACAAAAAAAAAAUUAAUUUUAUAUGAUAAUGUAAAAUUCGAUAACUGCCUAAAUACCUACAAACUACAACAGAUAUUAUAUCCUCCAAAUAUUUUUCAGAAAUAACGGUAUUGCUUUAUGAUAUUCAGGAGUAUUCUUUAAAUAAAUGAAAGUACUUGUAUCAUUUUUAUUUAUAUACACAUUCAAACUUUAUUUAUACACUGAAGUAUUUACUAAUUCUUAAAGAAAACAUAUUAUUAUAUUGUAUUUACUGUAGUGACGUGGAUAUCACUUUCACAAUAAUGUGAAUUCCGAAUUUACAAAAAAUAAUUAUUACUGAAUCUCUUCUACGAUUGUUAUCCUUAUAAAUUUUUUAAAAGAACCUAAAAAAAGAUAUUUUAUUUAAAAAUAUAAUCUUUUGUGUAAUAAAUCCAAAAUCUAACUCCAGAAACAUAUCAGAUGAAUUUUUACAUACCACCAUGUCAUGCACAUUUGCAUGGCAUUUUUAUUUUUAACGUUGAAAACGUCUAUUUUUAAAUCUUUCUUAUAAUAUUUCCUACAUAAAAUAACUAAAAUACAAAAAGUUCAACUAGAUUAUUUCAAUUUACUAAGUUACUUACAUUGGUGAUAAUUUUGCCGUGCUCAAAUCCAAAACUAUAUUGAAUUUAAAGUUCUAAAACUAGGAUUUUCUUUAACAAAUAAUGGAAAAUAUAUUUGAGAAAGUAUUAAUUUACUUUUAAAUGCUCUUAUUUGAUUUAGUUUCGAGAUUUUUGUAUAACCAAAGUUACACAAUCAUUAUAAAUGUGAUAUUUUAUGUAAUGAACUAUUCUUAGCCCUAAUCUAACGCUACUAACAAGCGACAUAAACUGUUUCGAAGCGGGACUUAUUUGUAAAAAGCUAUGGCAAAAAAUAGAAUAAUAUUCAGAAUACCACCAAUCAGGCCAAUGUAACGUAAAAAAAGGAACAAAAAAAAAAUAAAAAAAAAACAAAAAUCUGUCAAAACUCUCAUGACAAAAAAGAAUCGCUUCGUUUCAAUCUAUAAAAAAACAUAUUACGCCACUGUAGUACCUAUUUCUAUACUACUGACUGAUUUUAAUGCACUUGUAUAAAGGCUCAACGCGCAAUUAGUUUAUAUAUUAUAUAAAGAAUAAAAAAAGGUUAUGACAAAAGCAGAUUUCAGUAUUUUUUAUUUAUAUAUAGUAACAUGAAAUUUUCAUUAUAUAACUUUGAGCCAUUUUAAUUUUUGAUAGGUAAAUAUGAAUAGGCAGUCUUAUAAUGACCCUUGUAGUGUACUAUAUAAACCUUCGUAUUAUAUAUAAAUUAAACGUAACCAUAUAUAUUUUAGUAGGGACAAUACCCCAAUAAGAAAUUUUUGAUUACGUAUGAACCGUAUGGUUAUGACUAGAGUAAGAGUUGUUGUUAUAUAUCUUAAAACUUUUAAAAAAAAGCUAUUUAACGUAACGUUUUUAUAAAACAAUGACAUAUUUCAUUACAAACAAGGGAUAUUGCUCCCAUCAACAUAAAUAAAAUGAAAAUUUUUGGAACAAUGAAAUGGGUGAAGGCCUUAAAAUUAGAAAUAGGUUUACAGCUGUUGGAAUGUUAAGAUAUAAUAUGGGACUGGUUAAAACUUAAUAUACUUAAACAUAAAAUUUCAUUUGAAAAUUUUUAAAUACUUCGUCUUGAUAGAAGUAGGUACAGGUACAUUAUCAUCAUCAUUCAUCAUUAUCAGCCGAUGGACGUCCACUGCUGGACGUAGGCCUCUUGCAUGGACUUCCACACAAAACGGUCUCAAGCCGCCAGCAUCCACACUGGGCUUUUCGGUGCGGGGUCGCCAUUCCAGCACCUUGGGACCCCAACGUCCAUCGGCUCUUCGAACUAUGUUGCCUGCCCAUUGCCACUUCAGCUUCGCGACGCGCUGAGCUGUAUCAGGGACUUAUCGUCUUCGACUAUCGACUUCGUCUGCGGAUCUCCUCAUUUCUGAUUCGAUCACGCAGAGUAACCCCAAGCAUAGCUCGCUCCAUCACCCGCUGUGUGGCUUGCCUUUGCUUCUAAUAAGGCCCAUAGUUAGCGAAGUCUCGGAUCCGUAGCUCAUCACUGGCAACACGCACUGUUCGAAGACUUCUUCUUUAUGCACUGAGGAAUUUCUGAACCGAAAUUCCACAGGUUAUAACUACGAAAUUACUAAUGAUGAAAGAAAACAAGAGUAUCUGAUAAAAUAUUUAAAAAACAAGACCUCUGGUCGCGAACUUGAAUAAUCCGUAAAAUAAAUCCGAAAAAUAUUAUGUUAGCCGAUAGAUUAAAGUAUAAUCAUAUUAAAUGUGAAAUGUUACAUUGAUGUAAGCAUGUAAUAUGUUAUUGAUAAUAAUAAAUGUCAUGCAUUUACCCGAACCACAUAAGUGCAGAUUAUUAUUUAAAAACACACGAGUUAAUAAAACUUAGUUUAUUAAGUUAGUAAUGCAUGGAUUGCACGGCUGCAAGUUUAUCGUGUGUCGCAAAAGCGUUUACUAUCCCUGUGCUUGACAAGUAUUUAAUAGUUAACAAGCACAGGGAUCUAAAACUUAAAAACAAUGCCUUCAGUGUAAUGAAGAUUCCAAAACAGCCGUGCACACAACUUUGCCUCUGAAAAAGUUAAACGUUUGAAAUUCAAAUAAUUUUCCAGACUAGGGGACAAAGUAGAAAUUUGUGCACUUAUUCACGUGUGCGCGUGUGACAAAGACAAGUUUUUCGAACUAAGGAGAUAUAAGUAAAAUUGUACUCAUACACGAACAACCAGCACAAUAAUUAAUAAUCUGCAAUUAUGUAAUUAUCUAUGGCACGUUUUAGUAAUGUAGGAAUGUAUAAAAAUACGUAAUACCUAAAGUACUAUAGUACACAAAAAUUAAAGUCACCGAUUUAAUCAUGGCCAUGCCUUGUACAGUAGCCUAUGUCUAUGUAUGUAUGUUCUAAGUUUCUGAUCGGGUCAAUUUACCUAAAGAUUUGUAUUUAUAUUAUUUUCUUAUUCAACUCAACUUUGUACUGGUCUGACUUUGAUUGUAGUUACCCUACAGUAGUGAGUGCCCUAACGGAAAGUCAUACCUACAAACAAUUUUGUGUUUUGACACUUAGUAGAUUAAAAAUAAUUUCAAAUUGUAAAUCGUGCUAUCAAUUUUUUUCACCUGUUUUGUAUAGAAAAAAUUCACGUUAGUAAAAGUAUUUAAACAAUCACAUCACAUUUUUUUGUAUUUAUUCACGUGUAUGCUCAUGUAUAGUUAAUAUAUAUAGGUACAUUGGACGGUAAACACAGUAAAGGCACAAUAAAAUUAAGAUAUGAUCUGAGACGAGAGAAAAUAAUCUAUUCUCAUUCUAAUGAUCACCAAAGAAUAUAGGUAGGUAGCUAGAUUUCGAAUAUCAAUAGCGAGUGAACCAAAUAAUUUGCUGAAUUCCAUUAUGCCUACGUUACUCAAACGUGUACAAUUUAAAUUACAUGUCUAGACGUUAUAGUUGUCAUGCUGUGUAUCAUUGAUGUCUACAUGAAAUUUCGAUGUUUAUUUAAAUAUUUAAUGGAGUUUCAUUCUCAAGUUGCGUUUUCUUUUUAAUUUAAUUUAGAUGGUACAUGCUACAUCGGAUAUACGUAGGAGUCACAGAUAAGUGUCCCGAUUUAUCCUGAGACUCUGUGUUUCUUGAGUUUGAUAAUAAAUAGUCGUUCUGAUUUCGGAAGAUGAUUUGGUUAAUGAAUAUUAUAGUAGGUGAACAAACAAGGUGCUUUGGUGAGUAAAACCGAAGCAUCUCAAAUGCUACAUCUCUCCCUCUUUGAAUGAUAUAGGUACCUAUGUCUCCCUUAUUAUUAGGUCCCCCGUACUGGCGCGUGUGUGCGAAAAAUGAUUUUGGCGCCCCUUAAGGCAUUUUGAAUUCUCUUUUUUAACCGACUUAAAAAAAAGGAGGAGGUUCAUCUCAUUCUCAUCUCAUUUCGACGCGUAUGUUUUUUUAAUGUUUGUUACCUCAUAACUCCGUCAUUUCUUAACUAAUUUUAAUUUUUUUUUUUGCUCGAAAGAGAUUGAUAUUCUAUAAUAUUUCAAUGUAUUGAUUAUUUUUGUUUUUUUUUUGGAUGGCGCCCGUAUGCAUUGCACACUUUGCACAUAUGGCAGCGGGGCCCUGCUCUAUAUCUCUGAAUAAUUGUACAAGACGUUGCUGCUGUGUUGACGUUCUUCGUUACAAGCACGUUUUAUUGCAAAUUUGUAAUAAUAUUGUAUUGUUAAUAGUAGAUAGUUCUGCUAUCAACUUACCUACUGCUAUGUUCAAUGGCAAGCCCUCUUCCGGUAAUAGAACAACAUAUACUAGGGUUAAACUGAUAUCAUAUUUACGAGAUUCAUAUAUGAGAUGUAGCGUGUAACACACACUGUCACACUUACGUGUUUACGAACUAUUUUAAAUUUAUACAAACAUUAACACCCCUUUCACACUACAGUAUAAAUUGCAAGACCAACCUUUUACUGUAUCCUGAAAAACUAGACGCUUUAUACUCAUAGCAGUUAAUUUUUGCAGGAUCCAGUAAAAAACUACCAAUUCCUACACCGGUUAGCAGGUGUCGCAUGCAGGAAUCCGUGUGAACACUGCUAUUAAAAUAUAGUACGUGUUAUUAAACGGGAUCCAGCUUUUUAAUGGACUACGGAUCCAGUGUCUAGUAAUCAAACCGAAUGGCACAAUUCGGCCGGAUCGGUAUUUUGCAGGAUCCUAGCUAGCUUAUAAACACACGCGCCCACAAACGGGAUCCUGCAGAAAACGGGAUAUUGGACUGCUGUGUGAAAGGAGAGUUAGUUUACACUUUCUUACGUUCAAAGCCACGUAUUGACUAGUGUACUUAUUAGCUCUUUGCAUUGCAGGAAGAAUUUGUAUGCGACUUGUUAAUUUUAAAAUUAUGUGUACCUCAGAUCCAAUCUUAGGUACCUUUGACUAUCAAACAUUUUACACUUUGAAAAUUUAAUUCUAUUGUUUUUAUUUUCUUCUUGUAAAUAAGUGGCUUUUAGAACGUGUUGCAGUAAAAAUUUAUAAUUUUAUACCUGUUGUUACUUAUGUAUUAUGUAGGUGAUAAAAUGUAAGUAUAUGUAAGAAAUUAUACCUUUCAGGCAAUGAUGUUAGAAGAAAAAAGAGGUAGAUUAGGUUAUACGCGGGCCGCAAGUGGCUCGUUAAAACUAUGCUAAUUAGCAAACCUGAGCUCAGUCGCCGCACUGUCAUCUCACCGUUGACAACGCCGCUGAGAUAUUUUUUGCGUGCCAGUUGUAAAUGCGAGUAUCGAAUGUGAUUUAUGUAACCUAUCUACCUCUUUUAUCUUGUAACAUCAUUGCUAUCGGGUGUCAUUUCACACUAUGGCCACGGAUUGUUAGCUAUGUACCAGGUUACUCUAGUCAAAAAAAUUUCUGAUUUAUAUAUCAUUCUGGCAAAACUGGUAUUGUUUAGGAUUUUCAAGAAAAAGUUUAUACGUAAUACAAUAUUUUAUCACAAAAUUGUAAACAUAAUAAUAUACCAUAAUUCAUUUGGCAGGCACAUAAUAGUUUUCAUUUUUAUUUUGUUAUCAGGUAAAUUAUCAGAAUUAGAUUUUUAAGAAAUUUUAGUAUUAUUAUUAAACGGUAACCAAAGUAUCGUAAUUUAAGUUAAUAGGUUAAAUUAUUAUGUUUAUUUUUAUCAUGAUGUAGAUAGAUACAAGUAUAUCGAUCCUCCGUGGCCUACAUUAUAGUAUUUAAUUGUUAAGGAGACUAUUCUGUAACAUUAAAAAAAUAAUAUUUAAUCUUUUAUAUAAAAAACGGAGAGUCCCAACUUCCUUUGUAUGCCUACGCGAGUAAAAUUGUUUUGUUUACACCGUCCCUUAUUGUCAAAACCACCUGGAGUUUACCUUAAUUAAUUCGGCUAUGUGUAUUUUAUUUACCUCCUUUGAUAAACUCGUUUAAUGUUCUUGUAUACAAAAUUUAAUAUUUAAUAUAAGAAAGCUGAGAGAUAUGUACAUAGCUCAGUCAUGUAGAUCGUACGCUUGCCAAGAUAGUUAGUUAAUGAGGAAAGCUAUCGGAAAAAUAGUUCCCGCAACCCGUUCGAGAUUAUGAUCUCACUACCUUCACAAACACACCACUUGUCCGGAGAGGAGGGGGUAGUGGUAUUACAUCCCACAACCACACCCAAUUGUCCGAAGUGGAAGAGGUAGUGGUGUUACAACCCACAACCACACCACUUGUCCGGAGUGGAUGAGGUAGUGGUGUUACAACCCACAACCACACCACUUGUCCGAAACGGACGAGGUAGUGGUGUUACGUCCCCAAACUGUCGGCCACGGUCAUUAUCGUUAAAACUAACUACUAAUUACGAUUAUAAUAAUAAGUACAAUACUCAGAAGUUUUUUAAUGUUACAGAAAAAUAUCUUCUAUAAUUUAAGGUAAUAUAAUCCUACGUGUUAGAAAGUAACUGUUCUUGCUAUUUAUUCCCAUGCAGCCUUUGAGCUGAUGUGUAACUGUAUCGCUGUUCCAUUGUUCCGAAUCACUGCAGCUUUUAGAGGGGAUCAAAGAGUUGGCAAAAAUAAAGUAUGAGUAGGCACAGUAGGUGCAAACGUCGGCGUUGGACGUAGAAUCGUUAAAUUAAAUGCGAAAUAAAUUACGUCUAAUCGGCAUUUUUAAUAAUGUCAAAACGUACAAAAACAGGGUAAUUAUUGAAUUUGAAGCGACUUCUGUAAAAUUGUUUUUUUGGGGUGUAUUUUUUAUAUUUUAUAUUUAAAUUAUGACAUUGUAUGACGACAAAAUAUAAAUUAUCAUUUAAAUAAUGACAAGGAUGAAAACUACAAACAAAAUUUUAAUUUAAAUGAUAUUGAUUGAUCAUUCGUACGUGGUAUUUUCCUUUAAUAAAUAAACAUAAUAUUAUUGUUUUCUUAAAUAAUAUGAAUGGCCUGAAUGGCUCAUUUGAAUAUAUUUACUUACUUUUAAAAUUUCGAUAUAAAAUAUUAUCCCCUUACAGUAACAUUAUGCGACAAACAAAUGUUAGGCCAUUAAGUGCAAAGUUUAUUAAAAAUCAUCUGUUGUUACUUAAUGCCAACUCUUUGUUUAUAAGGUGUGAAGGAUGCUUACGAUGUCAAUAAUUUUAAAAGCUAAAUCCCGGCUAAUAACGAGUUAGACUCGUUUACUGAGGAUUUCGUACUUAAAGAUACCUUAAAACUAUUUUAGAAAAGUAUAAACUAUGUUUGAAAAGGCUAACGACUCGAAAUAAGCAUGCUCAUUAUUAGCAAUGUUAAUAAGAUGCAACUGCUCAAUAGUACUGCAUACUUUCGUCCUUGAAAUGAGCAUGUGGAACAGUAGCUUAAGUCUAACGUCCAUCGGCUUUUCCAUCUGUAGGUAUGUGUAUGUAUCUGAUGCUAAUAAAACAGUUGUUGAACUUGUAUUUUUCGUGUAUAUACAAGACUAUAGUAUGUGUAGCAUACUAUAGUCAUAGUGUGUGUAGCAUACUAUAGUCAUAGUAUGUGUAGCAUACUAUAGUCAUAGUGUGUGUAGCAUACUAUAGUCAUAGUGUGUGUAGCAUACUAUGGUCUGGCAAGUUCGUUGAGGACACUCCCAUGAUAUGCGGGCGAUUGGGGGAAGACUGCGCGGGUGUGAAAUCGUGCGUGCAAAGAAGGGAGGUGCAGCAAUCGUGGGUUUUUCAUUCCUCGCUACACGCCCUCCGGCCCGUGCGAACCAUCGGGAGUGUUACGGACGAAGUUUCCAAGCUAUAGCUAGCUCCGAGUAUUAUUUAAUUUUAGGUGUUUCUACCCACUGCCUGAAUAUACUCAUACCUACUACGAGUAGGUACUGUUUCCAUACUCUCGUUAACUUUUUAGUUAGGUACCUAUUUGAUUGGUUAUGAUGCAGUCUUAAAUGGAAUGAGCUUGAUGGAUAGUAGAAACUUGCUGCUUAUUCUGUAUCUACCUAAGCACAGAUGAAUCUACUGAUAUUGCAUUAAACACUCACAUAAGAAUUUUUACUAAAAUAUUAAAUGUAUACCUAUUUUAGUAAAAAUUCUUAUUAGUAUUAUAUUAUUCGAUCUAUAGUAUCGCGAAAUUAGCUUUGAAACUAUUAUUAUAAUAAUGGUAUAAUAAUGGGUCUCGUAAUAAUAUGCUGUGUCCCAUAGUUAUAAUGCCAAAAUGUUUUGGACCAAAGAUAUGUUAUUUUUUUGUAUAAGGUUAGACAGCUGUUGUUAUUCGGAACAAUCUUUAUGGUAAUAUAUAUAAACGACGUACUUAACUGUAAGUUAAUUAAAUGUUUAUUAAAGGAA
This is a messenger RNA of Bicyclus anynana (squinting bush brown), 11493 nucleotides long. RefSeq names its product probable cationic amino acid transporter. The transcript is spliced from 18 exons. Gene Ontology annotation, molecular function: amino acid transmembrane transporter activity. Gene Ontology annotation, cellular component: plasma membrane. Bases 142 to 2502 code for a protein of 786 amino acids. The record is from RefSeq and is a predicted model, not a curated record. Gene Ontology annotation, biological process: transmembrane transport; amino acid transport. Lineage: Eukaryota; Metazoa; Arthropoda; Insecta; Lepidoptera; Nymphalidae.